UCCACAGCGUCGCAGGAGAGUGACGUCGUCUCUUGGUGACGUGUCGAUUUGUUUACAGCGCUGCAGCUUCACAGACAUGGCUGUGGAUAUAACUUUACUUUUCAAAGCCAGUGUUAAGACUGUAAAAACCAGGAACAAGGCGAUAGGAAUUGGCCUAGAAUCUCCUAAAGAUGACAUUUUCAAGAGGAGCAGACCCAAGAUAGGCUUCUCUCCGAAGGCGAAAGAAGUGAUCACGAACAUCACCAAGCUCAAAGACUUUCUGCUACAACACAGGAAAGAUUAUGUGAGCGCCGGAAGUCUCAUCUCCUCAGAUCUUACCCGUAUGACGGACAAUGAGCGAGACCAGAUCGACCAGGAUGCUCAGAUCUUCAUGAGGACUUGCUCUGAGGCCAUCAGGCAGCUACGCAACGAAGCGGUGAAGCAAGUGAGUUCAGCCCAGGUAAAGGAGCACAGAGGGGCCGUGCUGGACCUCAUUGAAGUCUACCUGAGAGGAGUGUGCAAGCUGUACUCGGAGCAGAGAGCAAUCAGAGUCAAGAGAAUGGUGGACAAAAAGAGGCUGUCCAGACUGGCUCCAGAGCACAACAGCAGGGUGGGGAAAACGCCAGAGCCCAUGGAGGAGAAAACCGUCAAGGAGGAAAGUUCUGAGAAGAGUGUGUCUGAAGUCCCUAACAACACCCUCAACCUGUGGGAGGAGGGCCGGGUGGAGGACGAGCUCUCUCCUGAGGAGAUCCAGAUGUUUGAGCAGGAGAACCAGAGGUUGGUGAGUGAGAUGAACAGCCUGGUGGAUGAAGUGAGGCAAAUCGAGGGCAAGGUGGUGGAGAUCUCUCGCCUGCAGGAGAUCUUUGCUGAGAAAGUCCUGCAUCAAGAAACAGAGAUAGACAGCAUCCAGCAGCUGGUGGUGGGCGCCACAGAAAAUGUCAAGGAAGGGAAUGAGGAUAUACGAGAGGCAAUCAAAAACAACGCUGGCUUCCGGGUAUGGAUCCUGUUCUUCCUGGUCAUGUGCUCCUUCUCUCUCCUCUUCCUGGAUUGGUACGACAGCUAACCCAGCUGAACAGAACAGACAAUGAACGACAGGAGACCGUCUGCCUCCUGGCACUUAUCGGUUAUCUCAAAAAGACGUGAUGACAUCACUGAGACUGAAUGUACAGUUUACCUCGCUGGACCUGGUGUACAAAGUGCUCUUCUUGACGACUCUGUGUUCAAGUGGAAAUGGCUAACUAUCUAUUAAUGGCCGCUUAAAAGCACUUCUAUUGGAGCGAGCUGUGGAGCAUGGCGUCCUCUUUAAGUGUGUGUUUGGUUUGACAGUCUGGCUGUGAAAGCAGUGAUCAUACUUUGAUUGACAGUAACUGUUAUUGUCUGACUAACUGAAUCUAAUCCUUGUUGAAACUGACUGAAGGAAGCUGAUGUUCUGACUGGCACUACAUGCACUAUCUGUCACAAUUUGAAUACAUUAUUUACUUGUACCUCAGUGCGAUUUUAAUCAUACUUCACUGUCAAAUGCUGUUGAAUGUUUUGCUUUCCAGGCAAUAAUAAGCAGCAGAACAAUUUAUUAGAUAUUAAUCUCCGCAUGACUGUAAUGGCACACCACUCACAUUCUAGUAAAACCGAACAAUAGUCUUAAUUAAAUU
Molecule: messenger RNA, 1628 nt
Organism: Trematomus bernacchii (emerald rockcod)
Lineage: Eukaryota; Metazoa; Chordata; Actinopteri; Perciformes; Nototheniidae
Gene: stx18
Product: syntaxin 18
Exons: 11
Coding region: 77-1042 (321 amino acids)
Biological process (GO): retrograde vesicle-mediated transport, Golgi to endoplasmic reticulum
Cellular component (GO): SNARE complex; endoplasmic reticulum
Source: RefSeq, a predicted model, not a curated record